CAGUUUUUAAUUUUAGUCCGUUUAGUGGGUGUGUGGGGUUCUAAUUUGUAUUUCCCUGAUGAAUAAUAAUGUUAAGCAUCUUUUCAUGGGCAUAUUGGCUAUUUAUCUUUUCUUGUGAGUUAUCUCUUUAAAUCCUUCGUGCACGUAAAAAAAGCGUUAAUAUCUAUUUUUGCAACCAGUGUUAUCCAGACACUAUGCUCAUUCAUGCUCAUGGCUUUAUGCUUUUUAACUGACGCCCGCCCUGCACAGAGUCAGUAACCGACUGAGACUUCAAGGUACCUAGAAGGUUCAGCACUAACUGGAUCCAAAACGGCUAGGCCGUUUCUGGGCAUGGUCCCUGGUGGCUCUCUAAGGCGUGCUCGGUGAUUGGCUGAAGGGGCACUUCCGCAGGCACUUCCGAAUCCGGACCCGCCCCAAGCAUCGAUGAUUGGCUGGGCUGGCCGAGCGCGAGUCCUGUCGGGAGUUGUAGUUCUUGGGGCCCGGCUGGGGACGCCGGGAAGGAGCAUUGGUCUUACUUGGUCGCAGCCGCUGCCACCAUGUCCCGCGUGUCGGUCCCUUGUCAUGUGAAAGGCACCGUGGCCCUGCAGGUGGGCGACGUGCGGACUUCCCAAGGCCGGCCUGGCGUGCUGGUCAUCGACGUCACCUUCCCCAGCGUCGCGCCCUUCGAGUUGCAGGAGAUCAUGUUUAAGAAUUACUACACAGCCUUUCUGACCAUCCGUGUUCGCCAGCACACCUCAACACACACUCCAGCCAAGUGGGUGACCUGCCUUCGAGACUACUGCCUGAUGCCUGACCCACACAGUGAGGAGGGAGCUCAGGAGUAUGUAUCGCUGUUCAAGCACCAGAUGCUGUGUGACAUGGGCAAAGUAUUGGAACUACGCCUGAUUCUGCGACAGCCAUCACCACUGUGGUUGUCUUUCACGGUGGAGGAGCUGCAGAUCUACCAGCAGGGACCAAAGGACCUUGGCAUCUGGUUGCAGGUCUCUCCUACUCUGCCUGCCUCAGGGCAGUAUGCCUUUGCUUUGCAGAGCCCUUCCAUGACCUUCCCCAAGUGGCUCUCGCACCCAGUGCCUUGUGAGCAGCCUGCUCCCCUUCUUGAGGUAAGCCCUCACCCUGGCUAAGAACCAUGUGCGAACAGCUCUGGUGUCCAGCACAGGCCCA
Physeter macrocephalus (sperm whale) is the source of this 1161-nucleotide messenger RNA. RefSeq names its product nicolin 1, tubulin polyglutamylase complex subunit (gene NICN1). Gene Ontology annotation, cellular component: nucleoplasm. Bases 537 to 1121 code for a protein of 194 amino acids. NCBI's taxonomy places the organism in Eukaryota, Metazoa, Chordata, Mammalia, Artiodactyla, Physeteridae. The transcript has 4 exons. The record is from RefSeq and is a predicted model, not a curated record.